This is a messenger RNA of Arxiozyma heterogenica, 675 nucleotides long. RefSeq names its product mitochondrial 54S ribosomal protein mL67 MHR1 (gene MHR1). The transcript has a single exon. Gene Ontology annotation, biological process: DNA recombination. Gene Ontology annotation, cellular component: mitochondrion. Gene Ontology annotation, molecular function: structural constituent of ribosome; DNA strand exchange activity; single-stranded DNA binding. Lineage: Eukaryota; Fungi; Ascomycota; Saccharomycetes; Saccharomycetales; Saccharomycetaceae. The record is from RefSeq and is a predicted model, not a curated record. The coding region runs from base 1 to 675 and encodes 224 amino acids.
AUGCAAGCAGCCACCCCCAUGAAAAGUAUUAAAUGGCUUACCAAAAGACAGUACCCACCGUACAUCUAUCUCUUCCGUCAUUUAGAAAGAGGUCAGGUAGUAUAUAGUCAAACUCCGUUCCCAACAAAACAGGAUAUAGAAAACCUAUGGCCUCGCCCAAACCAAAAUAACAAAAAACCUAUAUAUGGUACCCGUAGAGAUCUAUGGAAAUUGAUGUGCCUUGUUAAACUACCUAAACCUGAGUGGAGUCUACAACUAUAUAGAGACUUGGUUCAUUUAAGACAUUUAAGAGACAUUAAAGGGAUAAACACUUACAGAGAACUGAAUUCCUUCAAACAAAUCUGGUAUAGUGGACAGUUUAGACCUGUAUAUGGACAAGAAGCUAUUGCUGAUUUAAGAGAAUGUCUUUUAAAGGGUCCUGUUGGUAACUCCGACACUACUGAGCACAACAACAACAACAACAACACUAACCUAGUUACUAUCUAUUGGGAAGAUUUGUGGAGAAUGGGGGAUAAAGAGAAAUAUUGGACCAAUAUUCUUCCACAGGUUGAACAUAAACAAAUCCCAAGAAUUGGCAACACAUCUCGUGAAGAGAGUGGGCUACUUAAACUAUUAAACAGAGAUCAAAUUAGCAAUAGUGAAAUUAAUGAGAAUAUAAACAACACUACAUCCUAA